Salvia miltiorrhiza (redroot sage) is the source of this 1831-nucleotide messenger RNA. Its product is annotated as ankyrin repeat-containing protein At5g02620-like. Gene Ontology annotation, cellular component: plasma membrane. Lineage: Eukaryota; Viridiplantae; Streptophyta; Magnoliopsida; Lamiales; Lamiaceae. The record is from RefSeq and is a predicted model, not a curated record. Gene Ontology annotation, molecular function: protein phosphatase regulator activity; protein phosphatase 1 binding.
AGACAAAGAAACAUUUUUAUAGCGAGUCUUAUUUUAAUGCGUGUGUGUGUGUGAAUAUACAUAUAUAUAUCAUAUACUAUACUAUGCAUGAGUUCGCAAAUCACAAAUUAACUUGUAUGUAAAAAAGAGGCGAAAAAGGAAAAAUCUGAAAACGCCAUUAAUAAAGUUGGAAAGAAUGGUUGGAGAAGCAGCAGCAGAAAAGAAACUAUACGAUGCUGCAACAAAGGGAGAUGUCGCAACUUUCCAAGUGCUGCUGCAACAAGAUCCACAUCUUGUUGAUGAGGUUUCAUACGCACGUUCAAGAAACCUUCUACAUAUAGCAACGAUGCGUGGACAAGUGGGCAUCGUGGAAGAGGUGUUGAAGAUGAACUCAGAGCUAGCUCGAGACGUUGACUCCAAAAAGUCGUCAUCUCUUCACAUCGCAGCUGCACAAGGGCAUGCUGAAAUCGCCAAAAAAUUGUUAUCAGUAGCUCCGGAGGCGUGCUGGUGGCGAGACUGUCAUGAUAUGAACCCGAUUCAUGUUGCAGCCAUGAAUGGGCAUGAGGAGGCGUUGAAGGUGCUGCUUGAAGUGAGUCAUAUACCUGCUAUGGAGAGACUGCAUCGCGGGCAGACUGUGUUGCACCUGUGCGUGAAACACGGUCAGCUUACGACAUUGAAGGUUUUGGUGGAGAAAUUGGGAGAGCUUGUGUAUGCAAAGGAUGACGAUGGCGAGACACUCUUGCAUUUGGCUGUUAGGUGCAAUCAACUUGUGAUGGUACAAUAUUUGGUUGAAAGCAAUAAAAUAGAGAAGCUAACACCGAAUUCCAUGGGCAAAACGGCGCUGGAUAUCUCGAAAGAGUGCUCUCCACCCACAACCACCAAUUCAGAGAUGAAAAGGAUCUUACAAAGUUUGCUAAUCAAGCAGCGAUCGCUGAAAUCCCAUCUCAAGAUAAACGACAUGACGAUGGUGGUGGUGGUGCUGAUCGCCACGAUGGCGUUCCAGGGCCGUCAGCCCCCCCGGCGGGGUGUGGCAGGACGACACGUCAUCACACACGGCCGGGAAAGCAGUGAUGGCGUCUGCUCAUCCCAAGUUAUACAAACACUUUGUUCGUGCUAACACCACCGCCUUCGUUUCAUCUCUCAUCUCAAUCAUAUUCUCCACCACCGGAAUGCCACUGAGAGAAUUUGCCUUCUUUGGUAUCGCCUUUUACGCGAUGUGGGUGUCGGUGGCGGCCAUCGGAGUGAGCUACGGAGCUUCCUUGAUCAUGACAAACCCCGCCCAGGCAAGACCAAUUGGCCAUAUUGUUGCGAUAGUAGUGUUUCUAUUCGUCGGCAUCAUUGUAUCAGUAAUCGGCUACGCAGUUAAAGAGGAGCGGUCGUGGAAGAGAGAGGAACAGGAGCAGGAAGAUAGACGCAGUAGUCUUAAAGUCCUUAUUCGUCGCUUCUCAGGAAGGUCGGAUUCUUCGGAACCGGUGCAGGCCGCCGCGUGAACCAUUACCGGUGAUUUCCGGCCUAGGCCUCCUCUCCUUUCGAGUAUGGGUAUCUGGGAUUCGGGGCUUGACCCCCUGUUUCGAUCAAGGGGAGGGGUAGCUGCGUCGCCCAAGCCGUGUGAGAAUCCGGUGGGGGGAUCAUUACAUGCUGAAGUCAGGGAGGAAGCUGGGAAGGUCUUGACGAGCGAGCUCAAGGAUAGGCCGGUGUUUGAGGCCGAUGAUCAGUCUUAUGGCUUCCUACUAUUUUGGAUCAUAACUUGAGUUUUUUAUGGAUUUAGUGAGGGAGUGAGUUUCUUAUUCAUUUCCAAUACUGCUCUCUAUGAAGUCAACGUGUUUGAAAUACAUUUUGCAUGUUUGAAAUU